Messenger RNA from Ixodes scapularis (black-legged tick), 2222 nucleotides. RefSeq names its product zinc finger protein Gfi-1b. The coding region runs from base 291 to 1214 and encodes 307 amino acids. Gene Ontology annotation, cellular component: nucleus. Gene Ontology annotation, biological process: regulation of transcription by RNA polymerase II. Gene Ontology annotation, molecular function: RNA polymerase II cis-regulatory region sequence-specific DNA binding; DNA-binding transcription activator activity, RNA polymerase II-specific. Lineage: Eukaryota; Metazoa; Arthropoda; Arachnida; Ixodida; Ixodidae. The record is from RefSeq and is a predicted model, not a curated record. The transcript is spliced from 5 exons.
GUGCGUUCCACAACAGCGGCGGCGCGACAUCGCACGAACGAUGACGGUGGGGGCCUGUCGCGGGCUGCUCGGAUGCGCCCUCCAUGCUGUAGCGGGACUCGAAGCGGCGACAGCGAUAGGAGGCAGCGGGGGAGGGAAGAAGGCGAAAUCGGGCAGGCUGUGGCCGCCCCCCCUCCUCUUGGGCAACAAGCGUCGCUGCCGCCUCCGCAGUAGGUCCUCGACGUCGGCCGACGGACGCGCCGCGUUCAGUGCUCGUGCGCCAGUGCAGCCGUGAUUGGGGAGCAGCCAGGAUGCCCCGGUCGUUCCUCGUGCGCCGUUGCGGGACCUACUCCCGCUGGAGCGCGGCCGUGAGGGGUGCGCUGGCCGCCGACAACGAAGACGCGGGAGGGCAGCGGACCCACCGCCUUCACUGCGUCGGGGAAAGAGGUGGGGGCCCCCUAAUGAGGUUCCCCUCGGUCGACUGGACGGCUUUGCGCAGCGACGAGGAUAUCUCCCGCAGUCCCAGUCAGAGUCCUGGCCAGCAGGAGAACAGCGCCGGAUCCUUGAACGUGCCCACAGACUAUUCAAUCCAGGCGCUUUUGGGAUUGAAAACGGAACCCGAGGACCAUCAAUGCAUUCACUGCCACAGGAGCUUCCCUACCGGCGGUGCCCGGGACUUCCAUUCGCGGAGGUGCAGCAGCGGCUCUCAGGCCGCGCGCCGUCCCGCGAGUGACUCCACAUUGGCUGCCGGGCCCGAGGCGCCGGCCCCGUGUCGCUCGCACUAUCCCGCCGCCUUCUCCGACCCGGUGCUGUCGCGGCAGCCGCGGUCCCUCCACCCGAGCCCCAGGACGUUCGAGUGCAAGCAGUGCGGCAAGCGGUUCAAGCGCUCCUCGACGCUGUCUACUCACCUGCUCAUUCACUCGGACACCCGGCCCUACCCGUGCGAGUACUGUGGGAAGCGCUUCCACCAGAAGUCGGACAUGAAGAAGCACACCUACAUACACACCGGUGAAAAACCUCACAAGUGCAAAGUGUGCGGCAAGGCCUUCAGCCAGUCCUCCAACCUGAUCACCCAUAGCCGAAAACACACGGGAUUCAAGCCUUUCGCCUGUGACGUCUGCGGAAGAGCCUUCCAGAGAAAAGUGGACCUGCGAAGGCAUCGAGAAACACAGCAUCAAGGCUUCGGCAUUUUAACUGACGACGUCAUUAUACAUCCAGAACAAAGGCUUAUCUGAUUUUCGCACUCAGAUGAAAUAUAACAGCAAAAAACGAACAAUCCGCGUAGACAAUGAGUUAAGUGAAGUCUACGGAGAGGGAGCGUGCGGGCACCAUUCACAUUGCUUGUCAUCUUCAAGCCGCAGCCACACUCCGCAGACAUCAUGCAGGAGACACGGUGCUCACUGCAGUCAUGAUAACAUAAUUAGCUACAGACAAACUUCACGCAUGUUCGGUGCAUGUUUGCUUGGAACAUGUCUCAAGACAUUGUUGGUGUGACCAAUGUGUACAAGGAACAAACACGCCACAGACUGUGUAUGCGGACUGCCUCUUUUUUAUGAUGUGUUACCAGUGCGUCUCGGCUUUGUAUAUUCAGACCGGAAUAACGGGCAAUCAACCGAAUACAGGUUCCGAGGUCACGAAUAUGAACCUGAAGAUAUAUUGUCAUCAAAAUAUCUUGACGUCAUAUUGGGGUGAAGAUUUUGACGAGCCUGCUUAGUUUAAAUUUAGAGAUUAUGGGCAACAACCCUGAUGAAAAAACCAAGGACUGUACAAUACGAAAUAAGUCCGCCCAAAAUUAAACAAACCACGUGUGACAACUACGCACAGUAAAGCCGGGGUCGUCACUGCUUAUACAUCAUACAAAAGACAGUCUGUAUACAGAUUCGAAUGCGAGUCACCGCGAGACCGCGAGAUCCCUGCUUCGAACGCCGCAUGGCAAUGCGUUCGAGAGACACUCGUCGCACGGCGUUCGAACCACGGAUAUUCCGGUGAUUCGUGUUUGCAGACUGGUUCUCGCAUGAUUUAUGAGCAGUGUGUCCCCGGCUGAAGGCGUGUUCUAGUCUACAGGGACCUUACGUGAUGCGAAUUUAUGCAUCGAUUAUACAGUUUUUGUCUGUUUAUUAGAAAUUACAUUAAUAGCAAUUUCGUAUGUGUUCAAUGUACCGCUUCUUUGGUUAAGUUGCAAAUUUUACACCUUGCAUUGCAUUGUCCUAAUCGCGCAACGAUAAUAAACCGAUUUUGAUUUU